Molecule: messenger RNA, 885 nt
Organism: Schizophyllum commune H4-8
Lineage: Eukaryota; Fungi; Basidiomycota; Agaricomycetes; Agaricales; Schizophyllaceae
Exons: 5
Coding region: 1-885 (294 amino acids)
Biological process (GO): regulation of gene expression; maturation of 5.8S rRNA
Cellular component (GO): exosome (RNase complex); nucleolus
Molecular function (GO): DNA binding; RNA binding
Source: RefSeq, a predicted model, not a curated record
AUGUCCACCGAGACCACCAAAGUCCGGGCGAAAGUCGCUGCUUUGAACGCUUCCCUCGACAAGCUCGAGACUGAGCUCGCUCCCUUGCUUGACAGACCCUUAGCGGAGACUCUUGCUGGGCUGGAGCCGAUUGAGAAGGCUCGCCUGCAAACAUUACUGCCGUACAUCAUCUACGACUUGUCAUUCAUCCAGCUCAAAGUGAAUGGAGAGGAUCCGAGGACACAUGCAGUAAUUCCGGAGCUUGACCGCGUCCGCCAAUACUUCGAGAAGAUCAAGAAGGUUGAGGAAAGCGCGCCCAAACCCCCCACCGUCGACAAAGACGCCGCCGCCCGCUUCAUCAAGCACGCCAUAAACUCCAUCCAAUACAAGAAAAGCGACCCGCCCCAAGACGCGCCAUCCUCCAGCUCCAACGCCGCACCCGUCCCCGCGAAGGUGACGGACAAAAUGCGCGAGCGCGAGGAGUACUUGCGCGAGCUGAAGGAGCGAGAGGGCGAGGAGAGCAGUGAAGGAGAGGAAUUGGAGAUCUUUGGGGAGGGAGCUAUGGAGGUGGAUGAACCCGUGAAGCCCGUGGUGAAGGAUAGGAAAGGCAAGGGAAAAGCAACGGAGACGACUGCGGACCAAGCAGCAGUGGAUGCGCUGAGGAAGAAGAGGAAGAAGACGGAUCCGUUCGGCAACGAUGGCAGCCAGACGAACACACUCAGUAUGGACGUGGAUGGCUUGGAAGAGGUAUCAAGGCCGACCACUCCUAGCGCAGAUGCCUCUGCCAAGAGCAAGAAGAAAAGGCGAAAGAGCGCUGCCGAUGCGGACGUCAACAAGUCCAUCGUAGCGGACGGUGCAGAGGAUGCGCCCAAGAAAAAGAAGAAAAAGAAGGCGAAGAAGGAGUAG